GUGCCGUUCUCCUUAGACUUCCGUCUCCGGUCGCGCCAAGCUCGGAAUGGCCGUAGGCUCUCCGGUGGGAGUUGGCUGUUGAGUUGUACACUUCAUUGCCAGGAUAUGGGCGCCGGCAGGUCCUCAAACAAGAUUCCGCUUUCUUAGGGUGGUAACGGCGUUCUCGGGUUGGGGAGGGACGGUGGGAAAAGCGGAGCCGCUCUGAGCCAUGCUAAUGAAUCGUGGGUCAGCCUGUGAAGAGGCCCGGCUUUGCGGGGGUGCGCUAGGAACCUUCGCCAGAGUACGUGUGUGUUACAGGCCGGGAACUACAUUUCCCAGCAUCCUCGCGGCUCCAGAACUACCUUGCCCGAAAACCCGAGCGCGCUUCUGACAGCCUUUACCCCUUCCCGCCUACCGGAAGACUGAGGACAUGUGGAGUCGCAGGGUUUGGCUGCUCCUGCGUUCUGAAGGCAGCGGGCGCCGCUGGGAUUCAGCUCCCCGCAGGCGUUUCCCGUCAGCCCUACGGAGAGGGCUGCCCCUGCAGCAUAUGGAAGUUUGCGGACUACGGGUCAAAUUGGAGCUGCAGCUGCCCACCUUCACUGCAGCCAGUAGUAUCUGAACCUGACUAGUAUCCAUGAGGAUGCGGGUUGAUCCCUGACCUUGCUCAGGUUAAGGAUCCAGCGUUGCCAUGAGCUGGAUUCCAGAUACUUCUUAACCACUGCAACCAAGGAAGGAUAUGAUAUGAGGCGAGUGGACAUAACUCCUUUAGAACAAAGGAAAUUAACUUUUGAUACCCAUGCAUUGGUUCAGAACUUGGAAACUCAUGGAUUUGACAAAGCACAAGCAGAAACAAUUGUAUCAGUAUUAACCACGUUAUCAAAUGUCAGCCUGGAUACUCUCUAUAAGGAGAUGGUCACUCAAGCUCAACAGGAAAUAACAGUACAACAACUAAUGGCUCAUUUGGACUCCAUCAGGAAAGACAUGGUCAUCCUAGAAAAAAGUGAAUUUGCAAAUCUACGAGCAGAGAACCAGAAAAUGAAAAUUGAAUUAGAACAAGUUAAGCAACAACUGAUGAAUGAAACUAGUCGAAUCAGAGCAGAUAAUAAACUGGAUAUCAACCUAGAAAGGAGCAGAGUAAUAGACAUGUUUACAGAUCAAGAAAAGAAACUUAUGGAAGUAACCACAGAGUUUACCAAAAAUGAUACCAAAACCAGAGGUAUUAUUUCAGAGACCAGUAACAAAAUUGACAUUGAAAUUGCUUCUUUAAAAACGCUGAUGGAAUCUAACAAGCUUGAGACAAUUCGUUAUCUUGCAGCCUCAGUGUUUACUUGCCUGGCAAUAGCGUUGGGAUUUUAUAGACUCUGGAAAUAACAGGGAACAUUCUAUAUUAUGCUCCUACUCCUGCUGCUGUUGACCUCUUAGAACACUCUGCCAGGAUGGAUUUACUUUGAACACCGAAAGUUGCAGUAUAAACUUAAUACAAGAUUACUUAAAGUACAUAUGGACUAAAAAGAAAUGUUUUAGAAUGGGAAGUAAGAAUUCCUGCUAUGAGCCAGACCACCUGCUCGUCCCCAUGUGUACAGAGUGAAAAUGGCUUCUUUCUCAUGGAAUUGGCAGUCUUAGAAGAUAGACAGUAAACAAGUAAAUUAUUCAUUUGUUACAAUGUAAAAUAGGCUAAAAUAUAGAGAGGGAAUACUUCUUUCCUCUCUGUGAAGGGAAGCUCCAGUAGUGUAACAUUGUAAUCACUCUUCCUUCAGCCGCCCUGCCCUAGGUGAUUAAGUGAGGUGAAAGGAGAAACAAGGCCCCAGUAGCCUCACCAUUUCUCCCCAUUCCUGUUUGGAAUCCACCUGUCUACAGAGAGCAUUCAUUCUGCUCUGCUCCUGUGGGGUCAAGCUCAGCCUCUGCAAGGUGAGGCCUGCUCUAGUACAGUGAUGCUUGGGACGAGGUAAGUCUGUCCAGUACGUCUGGGGGUUCAGUGAUAGGUUUACUGUAUUGAUGAUAUUAGCCAUAUUCUCCAAUAUCAGUUUUAUUGGUAAAUAAAGGUAUUAUUUAGGUCUUUA
Molecule: messenger RNA, 2039 nt
Organism: Phacochoerus africanus (Common warthog)
Lineage: Eukaryota; Metazoa; Chordata; Mammalia; Artiodactyla; Suidae
Gene: CCDC90B
Product: coiled-coil domain containing 90B
Exons: 11
Coding region: 721-1350 (209 amino acids)
Cellular component (GO): mitochondrion
Source: RefSeq, a predicted model, not a curated record